Molecule: messenger RNA, 1141 nt
Organism: Armigeres subalbatus
Lineage: Eukaryota; Metazoa; Arthropoda; Insecta; Diptera; Culicidae
Exons: 4
Coding region: 16-1041 (341 amino acids)
Source: RefSeq, a predicted model, not a curated record
AACGAAACUCUGUCAAUGGCCCGCUUUCAGAACGGUCUUGAUCGCUGGAGACUGAGGCCGACGACGACCUGCCCAUUCAAAAACCCUGCCACCAUGGGGCUGUACCGCGCUGGACCGGUUCUGCUGCUGGCCGUGCUAAUUAGCAGCUGUCAAUUGGUGAUUUGUGAAAGUGAAGUGGAAGAAACCAUCGGAGCCGAACCAGAAACGAUCGAGCUGUGUACUGACAAAUUGCCGGAACUAAGGGAAGUGUUUGCAACGACGACUGAUGAACCUGAGUCAGUCGAAACGACAUCGGUUCCACUUAGUGAUACAAUUGAAUAUAAAGAAACCGACGUUACUCGUUUCUUCGAUGUUGUAAAGAAACAGUUGAAAUGUGGAUACCCAAAGUUUGGGUUGCCUUCGUUGGUGCCACUCAAGAUAAGCUACAAGUUUAAAACUUCCCUGGAUUUCCUCAAUUUUAAGAAAAUUCACAUCAGUGCGUCGAACUUUGUUAUUCACGGUUUGGACAACUUUAGUUGGAGAGCUUCAAAUACCUCAUUCAGUCGUAACCAGUCAAAUGUGAUGCUGAACUUCCCGAAUGUGACGGUCACAGCAGAUACCUCACUGAACCGAGCCAAUGGGACUUCCCGCCUGUCGCUUUAUGACACCUUUGUUUUUUUGGAAGCCAAGUACGAAGAAGGCAAUGAUCAGCUGAUCGUGACCGAUUUGGAUGGCGAUCUGUCUCUACGAGCGUCUACAGUGAAACUAGCUCACCUCUUCCCGAAGAGCGCCAAACUGACCAGGAUCUGGAACAAGGCGCUCGGCGAUUCACUGCCGGUGGUGACCAAGUUGAUUACGACCCGAAAGCUGAACGUGGACUUUGUGAACCGGAUCUUAAACGGCGCCAAGUACUACGCGAUGAACACCAUCAACACCGCACUGACGACGUACAAACUGAACUUCGACCAGACGGUGGAGAGCCUGCACCGGUUUUCGGAGAUGACGGACGAUUCGCUGAUGUGCAAUGAAUAUAGGCACGUGGAAGCGUCCAGAGUGUUGUGAAAGGUGAUGUGAAUCUACCAGUGGGAUGUUAAAGACUUUUUAGUGUAGGAUUAAAUUUAUUUAUUACUUUUUAAAUAUACUUUACUAAAAAAAACAGAAA